CUUUCGGAAUGAACUGCAACAAAACUUGUAGCAUCAAUUGCAGAUAUUCAAAACGUUGUAGUUCUGAAACAGGAAACUGCAUUGGUGGAUGUGUAAAGGGUUGGAAAGGGUCUCACUGUAGUAAAGAAUGUGACGGUCAUACAUAUGGAUAUAAUUGUCAAGAGCACUGCGGAACCUGUCAGAAUGGAGAAGAGUGUGAUACAGUGACUGGAGUGUGUCCCAAUGGCUGUGACACUGGUUACACGGGGGACAACUGUAAAAAAACUUGCAGUAACAACACAUAUGGACUCUUUUGUUUGUUGACUUGUGGUAACUGCAUUGACAAACAACAAUGUCAUCACGUGACCGGAAAAUGCCCAAAAGGAUGUGCCGUGGGAUUUCAAGGAGAAAAGUGUGACAAAGUGUUACUUACAGCACAGUGUCUGCUCCCAUCAGCAGAGUCAGCCGACCAUCCCUCCAUUACUUACAUUUUGUCUGCAUUGCUCGCCAUCUGUGCCAUCGUUAUCAUUUUCCUUACCUUAAGAUUAUGCAAACACGAACAAUGUUAUAAGUGCAAUCAGCAGAAGCAACCGAAGGACAACAAACCUGUAGACACUGCACCAUCUACAACUGGUCACGACGUCAACGUUGAUGACGGCACGGCAUACCAGGAGCUCAACGAAGUCACCAAUCAACCACAGAGAGGUGAUCUUGGUCACACCGCCGUCAACCCUGAUACUUACGUUAAUGUUGAGGGAGAUAACUCAGCGUAUCAGGCGCUAGGAGAAGUCACCCAGCCGUCUCUCUAUGAUACGCCUUUCCAGAAAUAAGCAAUUUUUACGUUAUUGCAGAUUUACCCAAAAAAAAUCCUUAAAAUAUUGCUAUUUCUUAAUCGCAAUAAUGCCGAUAUAAACCAAUUGUUCAUUUUUGUUGUAUAAACAACACACUGUGUAACAAAGGAAAGUUUUUGGAAUCUGAGAAAUCUAUCAACAUUUUUUAUAUCAAUUUUUUUUCUUUGCUUAUUUUUAGUCAUGAUAAAUGAAAGGAAAUCGUGGGGUUUUUUCACGCACUAUCUGUUAUCCUUGUUCUGUCUUAGUAACACGAAUUUUAAUAAGAUUUUUUUAAGUUCGGGGCGAACUGAAGGUAAGUUGUUAUAGAUACCCGUAUUACAACCUUAAGGUAUAACUACAUACAUGUGUAUUUGAGGUUUAUACCUGAGUAAUCAGCAGUUAUUAUUGCAUUGCUUGUACAUGUGUUUCUAAAUAUAUGUAAUUUAUUAAAAUCAGUAUCUGUUUUCGUAUUUCAACAGACCAUUUGUGUUCCCCCUGUUUUGAUUAUCCUUGCGUUAUUUCAUAGAA
Messenger RNA from Magallana angulata, 1337 nucleotides. Its product is annotated as multiple epidermal growth factor-like domains protein 10. The transcript has 5 exons. The coding region runs from base 9 to 809 and encodes 266 amino acids. Gene Ontology annotation, molecular function: scavenger receptor activity. NCBI's taxonomy places the organism in Eukaryota, Metazoa, Mollusca, Bivalvia, Ostreida, Ostreidae. The record is from RefSeq and is a predicted model, not a curated record.